UUUCUCAUUAUCUGCAGAUGGCUUUUCUGGUAGGAUAGAGUGAGAGAAAAUCUUAAUCAACCCACAACUAAACAACCCCCAACCAAUAACAAUCAUCCAACUCAGCCUCCUUACUCCCUCCACCUUAUCCACUCUCCCUCUUCUCUCCUACACCACCAAUCUCUCCUCCGAGAAUCUAAAAACCUGCCCUCCACACUAUCCCCUCCAGAUCUUCUCCUUCCUCUCUGUUCCUCAUCACAAUCCCAUAACCCAAAGAAAAAUAGAGAGGAAAAAAAACAGAAAAAAAAAAAAUGUCUCUCACAAUUCCCACAAACCUCUCAAAACCCAUGUUGAAGCCAAAAUUCAGCUCCCCAUUGGCCACAAAACUGCCAAGGACCGUGGUCUUCUGCUCAGCCUCUCAAACUCCAAACCCUACCCCAGAGAAAAUAUCCACUGCAUCACCAAUGCAGGCUUUCUCUGCUGCACUUGCCCUGUCCUCCAUCCUCCUGGGCUCAGCUCCCAUGCCUGCAGUUGCAGACAUCGCAGGCCUCACCCCAUGCAAAGACUCCAAGCAGUUUGCCAAACGUGAGAAGCAGCAGAUCAAGAAGCUUGAGUCUUCACUGAAGCUCUAUGCACCUGACAGUGCACCAGCCCUGGCCAUCAACGCCACCAUAGAGAAGACUCAGAGGAGGUUUGCCAACUAUGGCAAGCAGGGUUUGCUCUGUGGCUCUGAUGGGCUUCCCCAUUUGAUUGUCAGCGGUGACCAGAGGCACUGGGGUGAGUUUAUCACCCCCGGCAUUCUGUUCCUGUACAUUGCUGGGUGGAUUGGGUGGGUUGGCAGGAGCUACUUGAUUGCCAUCAGGGAUGACAAGAAGCCAACGCAGAAGGAGAUCAUCAUUGAUGUGCCUUUGGCCACUAGCUUGGUUUUCAGAGGCUUCAUCUGGCCUGUGGCUGCUUACAGAGAGCUCGUGAACGGUGAACUUAUUGCCAAGGACGUUUAAGCUUUUGGGUUGGCUUUUAUUUGUUCUGAAUUUCUUGUAUAAUUUGUAAAAUUUUACUUGGAAUUAUUAUAUGUACCAAAUGCUUGUGUUUCAAACUGAUCCGCUUAACAGUCCUAGUUGUGGUA
Prunus persica (peach) is the source of this 1105-nucleotide messenger RNA. RefSeq names its product photosystem I reaction center subunit III, chloroplastic. Gene Ontology annotation, cellular component: photosystem I reaction center; photosystem I; chloroplast thylakoid membrane. The record is from RefSeq and is a predicted model, not a curated record. Gene Ontology annotation, biological process: photosynthesis. The coding region runs from base 291 to 980 and encodes 229 amino acids. NCBI's taxonomy places the organism in Eukaryota, Viridiplantae, Streptophyta, Magnoliopsida, Rosales, Rosaceae. The transcript has a single exon.